This is a messenger RNA of Canariomyces notabilis, 2259 nucleotides long. RefSeq lists its product as uncharacterized. Gene Ontology annotation, molecular function: metal ion binding. The transcript has 3 exons. Lineage: Eukaryota; Fungi; Ascomycota; Sordariomycetes; Sordariales; Chaetomiaceae. Bases 346 to 1854 code for a protein of 502 amino acids. The record is from RefSeq and is a predicted model, not a curated record.
CAACUGCCAGCGGCAACCACGCAAUCCCGCGACGAGGCCGCUUCGAAGCCUUUUUACUAUCCCACCUGUCGCCCAGCACUGAAGUUGUUUCUCCAAAUAUUGGCACCGCGACUGUAAUAAGGACAAUUAGCAGAGGCCGUUUCUCGGACUGGUGCUAUUUCCGCAUCCCGCAGUCGCGCUCUGCACCAAAAAGGCACAGAAACUUUAAUUCAAACCAUAAGAUCGACGACACGACCCUGCGUCGUCCGUCUCCACUCACCAACUCAUCAAGUCGGUAUCACUCAAAUCCCGCAGUUGCCAGGCCCCCGUUUUAUAACUAGUUAGAGGAGUCGAGAAAUAUCCAUCAUGAACCCUUCUAGAUACAGUGAAAGCGAUGAGGUCGACCCAACCCAACCAUAUAACGCUGCUUUCGAAGCCUGGAAAGAUGCCGUCACGAGCCGCUACCAGAUGGACCACGGCUUUGCAAAUAGCUUCAUGGAUUUGCUCACCAACUACAAAAAGUUACAUGAUGAAUGCCAACGCGAAAAGCGCAACGCCUAUAUCUGGCAGAGAGAGCACGACUUAACUCAGAGAGAGCUGAAUGCCCUGAGAUCUGCCGCCGAAUCCUCUUCUUUUGCUUUUGUUCUUAUUGACGGUGAUGGCGCCGUCUUCCAUGAAGACCUUAUUGCUGCCGGCGAAAAGGGCGGCGGAGAUGCGGCCCACGAGCUGCAUAAAAGUCUUAAGCAGUUUUUCCACGAAAGCCCUGUUUUUCCAAACAUCGACACCAUUUUCGUCCACGUUAUACUAAGUGUCGAGGGUCUCUCCAAGGCUCUUUAUGCUGCCUCUCCAAACAAUGUUAUCGACUAUGCAACCUUGACCAAGUUUGGCCGUGGCUUCUGUCGCGCCCAGCCGCUUUUCUCCUUUACCGACGUCGGCUACGGCAAGGAACAGGCCGAUCACAAAGUGCGCAAGUUCUUUGAAAUCAUGGAGAGGAAUAUCCAGUGCAGAGCUCUUGUUCUGGCCGGCUGCCACGAUAAUGGUUAUGCCACCUUUUUGGAAUCCUUCCGGGGCAACCAAAAAAUCUGUCUGCUAGAGACCACUCCUGCUGCUGCCGAUUUCAGAAAGCUCGACUUCAAGAGACUUUCGUUUAAACACAUAUUUCGGUCCGAGCCGGUGCCAACCAGGCCCCUUCCGCCUCCGGGGUUCACAAUGCCGCAUUUUCCACAGCAUCUGCCUCAAGCGCCGCCCCAAACGGCUCCGGCGAGCGCUCCUCCAGCCGUCCGCAGCCCCCCGCCUGAUCUCGCUGGGUUUCCUAGCCCUUCUCCAGGCUCGUCGCCCAAGCUGACGCCGCCUGCGUCCGUUUCCACCAACAAAUCCGAGACCCAGGCAAACAGUUACGCGGCCGUUGGACGGUCAACUGCCCCUAUCACCAUCAACAUUGCCAGCCAGAAGAAGCCCGCCGCGCAGCGUCCUUUUUACCAGCUCAACAAGGACAACAUGCGUGUUGACGUGCCCUUACCCAAGGCGGAUCCCAACGCGGUCAGGGCUAUCGAGGAGCGCAGACAGGCUAACCGCACCAACCUUUGCAACCGCUACCAUCUAUCGAAUAGCUGCAAAAACGGGGCCAACUGCAAUUUCUACCACGGGGAGCGCCUUAAUGCGGCCGAGAUGCUUGCGCUGCGGCACAAGACGAGGAAUAUUGUCUGCAGCUCGGGCCAUAAAUGCGAAGACAUUGCCUGCAACCUGGGCCACCACUGCGUGAACCCGGGAUCGUGUUUCUUUGGCAACGACUGUCGGUUUUCGGAUAUGCAUGGGAUGGAUACGACACCUACGCUUAAAAUUUUCGAGGACGGCACCCGCGAAGUUGUCAAUUAAGCACGUCAUCUACAAAAAAAGAUCAUUAGUUAAACCGAUGUGUCUCACGGAAGACUCUUGCCCUUUUACUUGUGGCCGUCCUGACACUGAGGUGUCAGCACGGCAUCAUCUCCCUGUCUAGUGUGAACUAAAUAUUAUUAUUUCUGGCGAUUUUUCGUCUGGAAUGAAGGGAUGAAGAUAGGAAGCUAUUACUUAUGGUCUUUGUUCGUCUUGUCACCGGUUACCUUUUUUCAUGUGACUGUCAUAGGACACAUCUCAGCUCAUUACUUUCAGGGAACAGAUUGAUCAGCGAUGGGGUUUCAUGUAGUGUGCUUGAGCCUUUGUCAUGGCUGUCUAAUCGUUAAAUUACAACUUCUCUUCAUGAAAGCGAUCACCUAAACGAAAUAUAGUUGCUAUUUAACUCAA